Astyanax mexicanus (Mexican tetra) is the source of this 781-nucleotide messenger RNA. Its product is annotated as C-type lectin domain family 4 member E-like. The transcript has 5 exons. Bases 1 to 765 code for a protein of 254 amino acids. The record is from RefSeq and is a predicted model, not a curated record. Lineage: Eukaryota; Metazoa; Chordata; Actinopteri; Characiformes; Acestrorhamphidae.
AUGGUUGCACAUGUGGCCAAUGGCAUUGCGCAGGCACUUGGGGCAGCAGUUGUUGCCCUUCAAACAGCCCCAUCGCCACCAAGUCUGAUGGUGCUGCAGGGCCGCAAGACCUGGCUGACUGCAGAUGGUCUGGGUCUGCUGUGUAUUCUCCUGCUGACUACAAUCACAGUGCUGUGGAUCCAGUUCAACCACCUGACUGGCCCCCAUGUUCUCAGUGCGGUCUCCAUCCAGGGUUGUUUCAAGCGCUACAGACUGGCUGCAGUGGGUCUGGGUCUGCUGUGUGUUCUCCUGCUGACUGCCAUCACAGUGCUGUGGAUCCAGUUCAACCACCUGACUGCAGAGAGAGACGGGCUCCAGAGAAGGUUUUCUGAACUGGAUAAAGCAGUUAGAGACGAGUGGAUCUACUUCAGCUCCAGUCUUUACUACAUUUCUAGUGAGUGGAAGAACUGGACUGAGAGCAGAAACGACUGCAGAGAGAGAGGAUCAGACCUGGUGAUCAUCAACAGCAGAGAAGAACAGGACUUCAUUAACACAUUGAGAAAAGGUCAGUGGAUUUGGAUUGGUCUGAGUGACGGUGAAACAGAGGGGGUCUGGAAAUGGGUGGACGGAUCAGAACUGAUCACUGGGUUCUGGAGAACUGGAGAACCCAACAGUAAUGGAGAAGAGGACUGUGGUUUAUACGGCUAUGGGUCUGAUCCUGUGAAUAACUGGGCUGAUUAUCCCUGUAAUAGCCAGUAUUUUUGGAUCUGUGAAAAGAGAAUAUAAAGAGUAGAUAUUGUGU